Molecule: messenger RNA, 735 nt
Organism: Pteronotus mesoamericanus
Lineage: Eukaryota; Metazoa; Chordata; Mammalia; Chiroptera; Mormoopidae
Product: translation initiation factor IF-2-like
Exons: 3
Coding region: 1-735 (244 amino acids)
Source: RefSeq, a predicted model, not a curated record
AUGUCAGCUGGCCAGCACUCUCACCGGGCACUGCCCGGCUGUGUUCCGAGCAUCACCGUCGAGUCUGAUGUCGGGCACUGUCAUGACGACACUGGUAGCAGUCCCAACAGGAGGACUUACUCUCAAACCAUCGGCAUGUCCACAGCCAUCACGCAUGCCCAGGAGAAAAUUCUCAGAGUUCGUCCUCAAAACAAGCCAACCACUCAUCCCUGCAUCAAGUCAGACUUCCCUAGUGAUGGGAUCUGCUUGGAAAGGGCUAACGUGAAGAGUCUCUUGAAUUUGAGGGAGCCGAAGAACUUCGGGUUUGCAGCAGCGGAUCCACGGAAACCGGCGUCCCAUCCGCCCUGGGAGCGCAGGCCCGUGGCCUACUCCGCGGCAUCCACGCCCGGCGCCUCUGCCUCUUACUCCACGGCACCCGCAGCCGCUCGCCGGUCCCGCUGCCCCCGCCCUGCCGCCCCCGCCCCGCCGCCGGCCCUCCGUCAGCCCAUUGCCCGCUCGCGUCUCUCCCGCCGAGCCUGGCUGCGCGCCAGGGCGCCCCGCCGCCGGCCCGCCCCUCGCCCGCCGCGCCCGGCCCGCCGCAUGGUGCGGGCGCCCUCCGCCCCUCGGCCCCGCGCCACGCCCCCCGCGCACAGAGCGCGCUCCCCCAGCGCGGCCAGCGUGGGGUCCCUAGCCCCUGCCUUGAGCGCUGGACACAAUGAGCGUCCCCGCCCGCGCUUCGCCUGCCACAGCCCGUAA